Molecule: messenger RNA, 338 nt
Organism: Gossypium arboreum
Lineage: Eukaryota; Viridiplantae; Streptophyta; Magnoliopsida; Malvales; Malvaceae
Product: arabinogalactan protein 23-like
Exons: 1
Coding region: 1-237 (78 amino acids)
Source: RefSeq, a predicted model, not a curated record
AUGGACAUGAAGAAGGUCUCCACCGCCAUCAUUGUUGCUGCCGCCUCAGUGAGCGCCGUCAUGGCUGCCGGUGCACCUGCUCCUUCCCCUUCCGCCGGUGGUUCUAUUCCUAGCUCCUCUCCUGCUUCCGCCGCAGCACCUGGACCAGAUUCCAGCGUGGCUGCCGCAACCUUGCCUGUUCUUGGAUCAUUGGUCGGGGCUUCCAUUAUUUCUUUGUUUUCUUACAUGCUGCAGUAAGCUACAUGUACGAAAAAUCAGCAUGUGAACGAAUACUUUUUUUUUUGAAAGAAACAUGUGAUGAUUAUUGAAAAAAAUGAAUAAAAUGGAGCUUUGAAUAA